AUGUUUACAUUCCGUAGCAAAUCAUUUAUAUUUGAUGGAUUUCCAGACCCUUCUGAUACUUGGGAAAUAAUUGAGACUAUUGGCAAAGGAACAUACGGUAAAGUUUUUAAAGUCGUGAAUAAAAAAAAUGGAAAAAAAGCAGCUGUAAAAAUCAUGGAUCCAUUUCAUGAUAUCGACGAGGAGAUUGAAGCAGAAUACAACAUCCUGAAGGCGUUAUCUGAUCAUCCCAAUGUUGUCAAAUUUUAUGGAAUGUAUUUCAAGAAAGAUGCAAAGACUGGGGAUCAGCUGUGGCUAGUCUUGGAGUUGUGCAAUGGAGGAUCUGUAACCGAUUUAGCAAAAGGUCAUCUAAAGAGAGGAGAACGAAUGAAUGAAACCAUCAUUGCUUACAUUCUGCAUGAAGCUCUUAUGGGCCUUCAUCAUUUACAUAGCCAUGAGACAAUUCAUCGUGAUGUGAAGGGGAAUAAUAUUCUACUAACGACAGAAGGCGAUGUCAAACUUGUAGAUUUUGGUGUAUCCGCACAGCUAACUAGCACUCGUCUGCAUAGGAAUACAUCAGUGGGGACUCCUUUCUGGAUGGCCCCAGAGGUCAUCGCAUGUGAACAGCAAGUGGAUACAACGUAUGAUGCAAGAUGUGAUGUCUGGUCUUUGGGUAUAACAGCCAUAGAGCUUGGAGAUGGUGAUCCUCCCCUGGCUGACUUGCAUCCAAUGAGAGCCCUGUUUAAAAUACCAAGGAACCCACCUCCAACUUUGCGUCAGCCAGAAUUGUGGUCGCCAGAGUUUAAUGAAUUCAUUAGCAAGUGCCUUACGAAAGAUUUUGAAAAACGCCCUAUGGUUUGUGAUCUUUUGGAACAUGCUUUUAUUAGGCAAAUUAGACAUAAUGAAAGAGCACUUCAAAAGCAGCUAAUGGAAUUUAUAGACAUCCACCAGCAAAUGGGGAUAAUGGAGAAGAAGAGGCAUGAAAGGAUUCAUACCAAGAAAGGCAUCUUCAGAGAGUCUAUGACAUCCAACCAGAAUGAUGUGGAUGACUUGGCCACAUUAGAGAUCCUCGAUGAGAAUACCGUCACAGAUCAACUUCAAAAACGUUACAACAGGGAUCAGAUAUACUCCUAUGUAGGGGAUAUUCUUAUUGCUGUCAAUCCAUUCCGAAGUUUGGAUCUCUAUUCUUCACAGCACUCAGAAACACACACCAAUGCAAAAAGGACAUCAAACCCACCACAUAUCUUUGCUGUUGCUGAUGCAGCUUAUCAGUCUAUGGUAACUUAUCAUUCUGAUCAGUGCAUUGUAAUUUCUGGUGAGAGUGGUGCCGGAAAGACGGAAGGGGCUCAUCUUCUGGUCCAGCAGCUCACAGUCCUUGGAAAGGCAAACAACAGAACGUUGCAGGAGAAGAUUUUGCAGGUGAAUAAUCUGGUAGAAGCCUUCGGAAAUGCAUGCACAAUCAUUAAUGAAAACUCAAGUCGCUUUGGGAAAUACUUAGAAAUGAAAUUCACCAAAAAUGGAACUGUUGUAGCAGCCCAGAUUUCUGAAUACCUUCUGGAAAAAUCCAGAGUAGUCCACCAGGCAAUAGGAGAAAAGAAUUUCCACAUUUUCUAUUACAUUUACGCCGGAUUGUCAGAAAAAAAGAAACUUGUACAUUAUAAAUUGCCAGAAAACAGGCCUCCCAGAUACCUACAAAAUGAGCAUAUUAAAAUGGUACAAGAUUUUAUGAAUAACACAUUCUACAAAACUCAGUUUGACUUAAUUGAGCAGUGUUUCAAAGUGAUAGGUUUUACGCUGGAGGAACUUGGAAGUGUAUACAGCAUUCUUGCUGCUAUUUUGAAUGUGGGAAAUAUAGACUUCACUUCAGUGGCAUCAGAACAUCAGAUAGAUAAAAGCAACAUCUCCAAUCCAUCCAUACUGGAAAACUCUGCCUCCUUGCUCUGUAUACAACCUGAUGAACUGCAAGAUGCGCUCACUUCCCAUUGUGUGGUCACUCGUGGAGAAACCAUAAUUCGUCAGAAUACUGUGGAGAAAGCUGCUGAUGUUAGAGAUGCUAUGUCCAAAGCAUUAUAUGGCCGGCUUUUUAGCUGGAUUGUAAACCGAAUCAAUGCUUUAUUGAAACCAACCAAUGAAUUAAGUGAGGAGGACGCCGGCUGCAGUAUUGGGAUUCUUGAUAUCUUUGGCUUUGAGAAUUUUAAAAAGAAUUCCUUUGAACAACUCUGCAUAAACAUUGCAAACGAGCAAAUACAAUUCUACUUCAACCAACACAUUUUUGCUUGGGAACAGAAUGAAUAUUUAAAUGAAGAUGUGGAUGCAAGAGUCAUUGAGUAUGAAGAUAACAGGCCACUAUUAGAUAUGUUCCUGCAAAAACCAAUGGGUUUACUUUCUCUUCUUGAUGAGGAAAUUAAAUUUCCUAGGGCAACUGAUCAAACCCUUGUAGAAAAAUUUGAAGACAACUUAAAAUCCAAAUAUUUUUGGAGGCCAAAGAGAGUGGACCUAACAUUUGGAAUUCAUCAUUAUGCAGGAAAGGUUCUCUACAGUGCAGCUGGUUUCCUUGAAAAGAACCGAGACUCAUUGCCCACUGACAUAGUCCUUCUUCUACGGUCAUCUGAAAAUAAUCUCAUUCGUAUAUUGGUAACUAAUCCACUAACAAAAACAGGCAAUCUUGCUCAUACCAAAACAAAAGCAAGAAUAAAUUUACAAGCAUGGGGAACACAGAAAACGUCCAGCCACAGUAAGGGCGAUUUUGGAGAUGCCCGUCAUCCUCGAGAGACAACCAACAUGAAAACACAAACAGUGGCCUCAUAUUUUAGGUAUUCCUUGAUGGACCUACUGUCAAAAAUGGUGGCUGGUCAGCCGCACUUUGUACGUUGUAUAAAACCAAAUAAUGAUCGCCUGCCAAAUAAAUUUGAUCGGGAAAAAGUCUUGGUGCAGCUUAGGUACACAGGACUUCUGGAGACAGCAAGAAUUCGUCAGCUAGGAUAUUCACAUCGCAUUCUGUUUGCCAACUUCAUAAAGAGAUAUUACCUGAUUUGCCAUAAGUCCUAUGAAGAUCCUCCAGUCAGCCCUGAGUGCUGUGCAUCUAUACUGGAGAAAGCAAACUUACACCAGUGGGUUUUAGGAAAAACAAAGGUCUUCCUUAAAUAUUACCACGUUGAACAGCUGGAUCGUAUGAUAAAGAACAUGGUCAAUCAAAUUGUUUUUGUUCAAGCCUGUGUCAAAGGAUGGUUGGGAGCCAAAAGAUAUAAAAAACUGAAGCAGAAACGAGAAGAAAGUGCAGUAAAAAUCCAGUCAGUUUACAGGGGUCACAUUGUACGGAAAGAAAUUCAUGCACAAUCCGAGAAAACUGAAGAUUUCAUGAUCAAGUUCCAAGCACGUGCCAGAGGAUACUUGGUCCGGAAGAAACUGAGCGACAUGUCAAAAAAAGAGAGCGAUGCAGCAACUACGAUCCAAUCGCACUAUCGUGGCUUUAAGGAGAGAAGGAGUUUUCAGAGAAAAAAGGAAUCAUUGAAGAGAAAACAAUGUCUAACUACUGAUGAAGUGACGAAGAGUGAGGAACCAGAGGAGACCACACCAGACCUUAACAAACCCUAUGAAGGUAAAAGUGAAGACGAAGCAGCCAUUGUAAUACAGAGUCAUUUCCGGGGACAUCAGCAAAGGAAGCAAAUAAAAGAAGGACGCCAAAAAACACAAAAUGAAGAUAAUACCAAAAUGCCUGACAAUCAAAAUGACGAUGAUGUGAAUAUAAAGGAAGAGCAAAGUGAAAAUGAAAAGGAUGAUGAAGAAGAGAGUAAAGCAGCCUUGGUCAUCGAAAGCAACUACCAUGGUCAAAGAGAAAGGAAGAAACUCCAAGAGAAGAGACAGGGAGGUGUGCCCAAUACCGGUGAAAACGAUGACCAUCCAAUCUCUCAGACUGAUGUAAAUUCCAACAGACAUAGCAAUGGACAUCCGGAAAAUGAUGAUGAAGAAGAGAAAGCAGCCAUUGUUAUACAGAGUAACUACCGUGGUGUAAGAGAAAGAGAAAGACUGAAGAAGGAAGGGAAACUGUCAAACAAAAACAACACAUUGGAAACAAAUAAUGGGGCGAGUGUACUGAAAGAAAUGGAAGAUCUGGCAUUCUUCACGGAACAGAUCGCCAAAUUGUCGGAAAACUAUCUAAUGUUGCAGCAAAGGCUGAAUGCUAUGAUUCUGUCUAAUCAGCUGAGUCCUGAGAGAACGGCAGUGUUAAUGAAAGAAGAGAUAAUGAAAGGGAAUGACCCGCAGAAAAAUGACACAGAUAAGGCUCAGAGGGUUCCAAGAAGACAAAAACCAAAGACAUUAACAAGCCCAGAUGAGUCUACCUACUACAGCCUCCUGCAUUUGCCAUACAAAGAUGAAAAACGGAAACCAAGGAAAGAAGGUCAAGGCAAAGUGUUGGAAUCGGAAGAUUAUUAUAGAGAAAUUUAUUGCAAACAUUCUUUGUCAAUAAAUAAUCCAAAAACAGAUGAUGGGUUUUCUGCCAUGGAAUUUUCUCUCCUAAACCCAAGCGAGAGAUCCUCAGCAGCAGAUGGGUUAGAGCAAGAAAAUGGAAUGGAAAAAAACCCAUAUGACUACAGAAAACUACUCAGAAAAACAUCUCAGCGGGAUCGUCUUUUUCAUGAUUUUUAA
Molecule: messenger RNA, 4623 nt
Organism: Bufo bufo (common toad)
Lineage: Eukaryota; Metazoa; Chordata; Amphibia; Anura; Bufonidae
Gene: MYO3A
Product: myosin IIIA
Exons: 34
Coding region: 1-4623 (1540 amino acids)
Biological process (GO): protein phosphorylation
Cellular component (GO): myosin complex
Molecular function (GO): protein kinase activity; cytoskeletal motor activity; protein binding
Source: RefSeq, a predicted model, not a curated record